Molecule: messenger RNA, 3915 nt
Organism: Talaromyces rugulosus
Lineage: Eukaryota; Fungi; Ascomycota; Eurotiomycetes; Eurotiales; Trichocomaceae
Exons: 9
Coding region: 1-3915 (1304 amino acids)
Biological process (GO): actin cytoskeleton organization; signal transduction
Cellular component (GO): cytoplasm
Source: RefSeq, a predicted model, not a curated record
AUGCCCCGAGCAGUCGAGCCCCCUCCCCGCCUCACCAAGACGCAUGACUGCUGGCAGCGAAACCGAUCCCUCAUCCUUCUCGCCCAGUUUCGCGCUCGAUUGCUAUCCACCGCGCCUCGAUUCCCUUGUGUUGUGGCCUCAUUCGCCUUGGCGUCGAUCACCCGAAAGGUCGCCCUCCCUCUGCCCUCGCCACCGGUAGCGGAUCCAAUUCCUACGGCUUAUGGCUUGAAGCAAAUCGUGCUGGAAUCUGUCGCUGGCUUUGCCCCUCCUUCGUCUUCAUCACCCCUCGUUGCGCCGUCUGGGCCUCGAAACCUCCUUCAAUCGAUCAUCAUGCCUCCCGAUCGAACGCUUCCCGAUAUCCUCAUGCCGGGGAAUGGCGGCUCAGGCAGCCCUCGUCCCUGGGGAAGCGGCGCCGGAACAAAUUCUCAAACACAUUCUCCUAUCUCCCCUAUCGAUGGCCACCAGCCCUUCGAGCGAGCACCUGCUCAGCCACUUGUCACAGCUCCCACAGCUGUUUACCAACCAGAUAACCGGACUCCGAGGCGUCAGGACUCAGACCAGACAGAACAACCACAAGAUUCAUCGGCUCCAAGAGACAGGCAACGCCCUUAUCCAAAGGGUGCCAAAGCACCCACUACCCGCACUUGUAGGAAAUGUGGAGAGCCACUAACCGGCCAAUUCGUACGCGCUCUCGGAGGGACCUUCCACCUAGAGUGCUUUAAAUGCAAUGAUUGUGGAGAUAUCGUUGCGUCUAAAUUUUUCCCUGUUGAUGCGGAGGACGGAAACGGACAAUAUCCUCUGUGUGAGACAGAUUACUUCCGAAGACUGCACCUUCUCUGCUAUGAUUGUGGAGGUGCUUUACGGGGCUCCUAUAUCACCGCCCUGGAUCGCAAAUAUCAUAUCGAGCAUUUCACUUGUUCCGUUUGCCCGACUGUAUUUGGCGCGCAAGACUCGUACUAUGAGCACGAAGGUCACGUUUACUGUCAUUACCACUACUCUACGCGAUUUGCUCAAAGAUGCAACGGAUGUCAUACUGCUAUCCUCAAGCAGUUUGUCGAAAUAUUCCGCAAUGGCCAGAAUCAACACUGGCAUCCUGAGUGCUACAUGAUCCAUAAAUUCUGGAAUGUAAGGCUCGCACCGGCUGGCCAACAGCUCGAGAGACCCGAAACAGAUGAAGAAGCCACCGAUGCCGAGCGCGAAAAAGUGCGACAAGAAGAGGAGCUGAUGGAGGAGAAAGUCUACAAAAUCUGGAGCAUCCUGUCAACAUUUGAAGAGUCUUCCGCUGCCUGCAUAUCUGAAAUGCUUUUGCACGUCAGUAACGGCGCCUAUGUGGAUGGCGUGCUGGUCGCAAGAAGUUUUAUCGCCCAUGUUGAGAUUCUCUUUGCGGCCAUCGACAUGCUAGCUGGCUUGUUGAAAGAACAGGGGGUGAAAGACCUGGCAUAUGGACGUGAAUCAAAACUUCUCUGCAAAAAAAUUGUUGCAUUCUUUUCGCUUCUUUCAAAGACUCAAGAGACUGGAGUGAGAAAGCUGGGAGUUACCCAGGAGUUGCUAUCGCUUGUUACCGGACUAGCUCAUUAUCUGAAGCUCCUAAUUCGCAUCGGGCUGCAAGGGUCUUUGAAACUCGAACGAGCGAAACACACGCCCGAUGGCCUUUUCCGCUUUCUUGAUCACCUAGAAAACCAUCUUCAGGAACUCAAAGCAUCCGAAGAGGAGCAGUCUCCCGAUCUCGUGAUUGGAGCCAGCAGUUUGGCAGACCAGUACUCUGAUUGUUGCACUGCCUGCAAAGAACCUAUAGAUGAUGCGUGUGUACUCCUUGAUGAUAGGAGAUGGCACAUAAAACCUCCUCAUCUUACUUGCGCUUCGUGCCAGAAAGAUCUCACUGCGGAUAUUUCUGACGCUAGAUGGAGCGAGACAGAGGAUCUUGCAUUCUGUGGUGGCUGCGCUUCACAAACAGGUCGUGUGGCAGAUCUCCGUGAUGGCUUUACUUAUGUUUCCAAAUUGGUGCAGUACGUAUUUCUUCUGAAAGUUGCUCUUGCAAGACUUCUUUCCGUACUGCGUUCGAGUGGUACGCUUCCACAUAGCACAGAUGACCCUAAUUUGAAUGCAUAUGAUGCGAAUGAAGGUCACCGUGUUGAUCAAACAAGGGACAUAUCAGAACCUGGCCCCAGAGCUUCAACUACUCGCUCCUAUUCCUUCACUGGCUCGAUAAAGAAUGAAGAGUCUUCCCUUGAACAAACUGUUGGUGAAAUGCGCAGACUGCGCUCUAUUCGCAAUGAGCGAACCUUAUCGACAACUUACAGAAAGGCUCGCGCGUCUAGAAUCAUUGACGGACCAGAAGGAAGAAGUGCCCGUCCAGGCUCGGCGGGUGGCGAAGGUUCCGAUCAACGGAAUGCAGGCUUUCAAAUAAUAGAAGAGAAGGACCUCAAUGGAGAAAUGGUGAAUGAACUGCAUUUCGGCCACCAAGAUGCUCUGACACUGGACGAUAUCCCCAGAAUUGUGGCAGCCGAACAGGCAAAAGAGCAACGACCCAAUGCUUCCAAGUACGCCAGAAGUAGUCUGAUCGGUUCUGGAGAUCCGCAAGCCAAGUUGAUUUCAGGCCACCGGCGAGAUAUGUCUGGGCCGCUGGCAAGUCUCCCUGCGGAUGCUACGGGGCUAAAGACGAAGAAGUACUUCUCCGAAUUAUCGGCGUUGGAGUAUUUUAUUGUCAGACACGUCGCAGUUCUCUCUAUGGAACCAUUGUUGGAAGGCCAUUUUAAUUUGGAAGAACUCCUUUCGUUAAUCGAAUCUCGCAAGCCCACAAAAUGGAAUAUCUUCGGACGCGCGUUUAACAAGGAGAACAAGAAAGCCGGGAAGAAGAAAGGCGUGUUCGGGGUAAGCCUCGACUAUCUUGUUGAUAAAGAAGGCGCCGAGUCGACGCAUGGUGUCGGCCCUGGAGCGCUGCGAAUUCCUGCUCUCGUUGACGACGCAGUGUCUGCAAUGCGCCAAAUGGACAUGUCCGUCGAGGGUAUUUUCCGAAAGAACGGCAACAUUCGCCGCUUGAAAGAAGUUGCCGAUCUUAUUGACAACAAAUACGAACAAGUCGACCUGAGUAGGGAGAGCCCAGUGCAAGUUGCUGCGCUUAUGAAGAAAUUCCUCCGAGAAAUGCCAGAUCCUCUUAUGACCUUUAAACUUCAUCGCCUCUUCGUCAUCUCACAGAAAAUUUCGGAUCCCGAAAAACAAAAGCGUAUUUUACACCUUAGUUGUUGUCUACUGCCCAAGGCUCAUCGCGAUACCUUGGAAAUUCUCUUUGCCUUCCUCAAUUGGACCGCUUCAUUCUCCCACAUAGACGAGGAAUCCGGUAGUAAGAUGGAUAUUCAUAAUCUCGCGACUGUGAUAACCCCGAAUAUUCUAUACCCCAACUCAAAAACCGCCAGUAUGGACGAAAGUUUCUUAGCUAUAGAAGCAGUGGCAUCCCUUAUAACAUUCAAUGAUGUCAUGUGUGAGGUCCCUGAUGACCUCCAGUCGAUACUGAAUGAUACUAGCUUCUUUAAAGAUAGUGCCGAUAUCACGACCAAGGAAAUUCUGAAACGAUAUGGUGAUUUCGGAAAGGGCGCUGUUGCUCGAAGAGUCACGCCAGGCAUCGAUCAAGGAUCUGGCUUGACUCGGAACAACACUGCUCCGGUGACUGCUCGUAUCGAGACGGAUCCGUCGCAAGCAACGGCGUGGCAGAUGCAAAGUUCAGUGCGCCAUGUUCAAGCACCUGGUGGGCCAGCAUACACAGCAAUGCCGACCGGUCAGCCGGGAGGGGAAUUUGGCCCUUCAGAUCCUGACCGCAGCGCCAGUGCAAAUAGCCAAGGCCGACCUCCCCAGCCUGAUCCACAACAUCUUCCGUAUCGCCCUCAUCCUGAUGCCGGUCCUAUGGGAGUUGCUGGUUGA